AUGAAGCUGGUGAUGGUCCUCAUGCUGGCUGCCUUCCCCCUUUAUUGCUAUGCAGGGUCUGGCUGCUCACUUCUUGAGGAAUUGAUUAACGACACAAUUGAUCCAGAAGUGUCAAAAGAUCAAUAUUUGGAAGCUCUAAAACCAUUCCUACAAGGGAAUGCUAAGGCUGCAGAAGCCCUUACAGAUUUCAAGCAAUGCUUUCUCAGCCAGACAAAGGAGACUCUUGAGAACAGCAGCGAGAUGAUGGUGCCUACCUAUGACUGUGAGGCUGGCACAGCGGUCGGCGGCGCGCCGGCCCCGCCCACGUGCGCAGGCGCGCGAACGGUUGCGGCGGAGCGGUUGCGGGCCCAGCGGUUCGCAAGGCCGGGCUUGUGCGGGAAGCGGGAGGCUGCGGAGGCCGCGGAGGCCGGCCCCGGCAGCCCGGGCUCGGCCCGCUCCUUCCACGGUGGCCCAGAGUGGGACGGGAAGAGGUCGUCCGGGGUCACCGAGGCCCCACCUGCCCACCCAGAUGCUGGCAGGCCCCGGGCGAAGGAAGGAGUCCGGGUGAAGGUGCAGCGGAGGCCGCCGUCUGGGGGCGCCUUAGGCUUUCCGUGCAAAGCCCAAAGCGAGGGCCUGCCGAGCCCCCGCGCUCGACCUCGGGUCAUUGCCUCUGGCUGCAAACUCUCCCGGACGAGAAACCAGACCUAG
Orycteropus afer afer is the source of this 687-nucleotide messenger RNA. The record is from RefSeq and is a predicted model, not a curated record. Lineage: Eukaryota; Metazoa; Chordata; Mammalia; Tubulidentata; Orycteropodidae.